Capsella rubella is the source of this 684-nucleotide messenger RNA. Its product is annotated as MADS-box transcription factor PHERES 2. The coding region runs from base 1 to 684 and encodes 227 amino acids. The record is from RefSeq and is a predicted model, not a curated record. The transcript has a single exon. Lineage: Eukaryota; Viridiplantae; Streptophyta; Magnoliopsida; Brassicales; Brassicaceae. Gene Ontology annotation, molecular function: protein dimerization activity; DNA binding.
AUGUCCGAGCUCUCAACUCUCUGUGGCAUCAAAACGUGUGGGGUUAUCUACAGUCCGUAUAACCCAGAACCUGAGGCUUGGCCAUCAAGAGAAGGGGCUGAGAGAGUGAUCUCGGAGUUUCUGGAGGUUCCGAUAGAAAAGCGGAGGAUGGUGACUCAAGAAGCAUUGUUGUGUGAGAGGAUCGCCAGAGAGCAAAGGCAAUUACAAAAAUUGCGUACUGAGAAUCGCGAUUCUGAGAUGCAGAAUAUUAUGUUUGGCUUUCUCAGAAGAGAGAUUGAUGUGCCUAACCUCGGUGAAUUGAAUAUCCCAGAUUUGAUUUCUUUUAUUGAUAAGUAUAUCAAUAAACUUACUUGCAGGGCCAAGCAACUUAGGGAGAAUGGUGAAUCUUCUUCGUCUUUACCUCUUUCACGUCCUCCUGUUGCUCCAAAUUCAGUUGUUAUCCCAGUCGAAGAUAAUGAUCAUAAGAAUCAUAAUCAGCAGAAUUUGAUUCAACGCCAAAAUGAUUUUCGUCAAGUUCCACAAAAAAUUCAUAAAUUUAAUAUGAAUAUGAAUGUGAACUUGGAUUUGAGUUUGAAUUUAAAUUCGAAUUCGAACCGAAGAAUGAUUUUGGAUUUGAAUCAAAUUCCUAAUGCGGAAGAGCAUGAAGACAUUCCUUCCAUGGAGGGGAGCAACCCACCAACCUAA